AUGUCGUUCAACGAUCUUGAGCGAGGAACCGAGAAUAUCGAUAUCGUAAAGCAGGAAAUUCGAGGCAAGGAACGAAGGAGUCGACUUAUGUUGGCGGGAAAAUCAGAUCUGUGGCUGUAUGUGACUGGUACCGGGGGAGUUCAUGCCCAAAAAUUAUCGAAAGUCUCUCUUACUCUUCUUCCUAAUACAUUCGAAUGGGAGUGUGAGGAUGAGGAUGAGCGGGAGGGGUGGAAGAAGGAGCAGCGCGCAAUUCAAGGAAAGGAAGAGAAGUGUGGUGGUGAUUGA
Sclerotinia sclerotiorum 1980 UF-70 is the source of this 285-nucleotide messenger RNA. RefSeq lists its product with no specific name. Bases 1 to 285 code for a protein of 94 amino acids. The transcript has 4 exons. The record is from RefSeq and is a predicted model, not a curated record. Lineage: Eukaryota; Fungi; Ascomycota; Leotiomycetes; Helotiales; Sclerotiniaceae.